This is a messenger RNA of Python bivittatus (Burmese python), 1895 nucleotides long. NCBI's taxonomy places the organism in Eukaryota, Metazoa, Chordata, Lepidosauria, Squamata, Pythonidae. The record is from RefSeq and is a predicted model, not a curated record.
AAGAUGGAAAAUCAGGCUGCGGAGAGCUGGCCACAAAUGGUCCUUUCAUUCGCCUCCAGCCCCGGGUGUCCAGAUAUGAGGCUAUUCCACGCGGAGGCUGCAUUUAACUGUUAUGAAUAUCUAAGCAUUCCAAAUUUUGGAAGAUUACCAAAUCUCACAAGGGUUUGUAGAAUAGCGUUUGGUGGUUUUCCUAGAUUUGGCCAUUUAAAGUUUUCUUAAGAAAUGUUAACGUUGAGGUGGUGGGCAAGCGUGCCGUAUUGCUCGCAAGUGCUGUGUUGCUGAUCCUCGAUGUAUAUCAUGAUCUUCAGAAGCUACUGAUGAUCUUGUAAGAGUUUGGCGAUUGCUGCUCUGUGAAUGUAUUCUGAGCCAGUGGCCGUUGUGACUGCAAUUAGCUUUGUGGUUAAACUUUAACAAACUCUGCUAUUUUACUGCUUCUUUCACAAUGGCCUCUUGGUAUUCCAGUUGCCAGACUGAGCUUAACUGCUGGGGUCUGAAUGAUGAACUUGAGCCUUGAAGGCCAGCUGGGAUUCUGUUAUGGCUCGAUCAUCCUUUGCAGCUAUGCCAGGAGAGCCUGACGUCACCCUUUCCUUUACCCCCACCCCUAGGAAUCGUCUUGAGGGCAAAGUGUUGGAGACAGUGGGUGUCUUUGAAGUGCCAAAGCAGCAUGGCAAAUACGAGACAGGACAGUUGUUUCUCCACAGUAUAUUUGGAUAUCGGGGGAUUGUCCUCUUUCCUUGGCAGGCCAGGUUGUACGACAGAGACGUCGCUUCCCCUGUACCUGAAAAGAGUGAGACUGCGGCUGGACAUGGGUCCAAAGAAGUGAAAGGCAAGACACAUACUUACUAUCAGGUCCUGAUUGAUGCUCGUGACUGCCCACACAUAUCUCAGAGAUCCCAAACAGAAGCAGUGACAUUCUUGGCCAACCACGAUGACAGCAGAGCUCUCUAUGCAAUUCCAGGACUUGACUAUGUAAGCCACGAGGACAUUCUCCCGUAUACGUCCACGGAUCAGGUGCCCAUCCAGCAUGAGCUCUUUGAACGGUUUCUCGUGUAUGAUCAGACAAAAGUUCCUCCCUUUGUGGCAAGGGAUACGCUGUGUGCUUGGCAGGAGAAAAACCACCCGUGGCUGGAGCUCUCCGAUGUGCACCGGGAGACCACCGAAAACAUCCGGGUCACUGUCAUUCCCUUCUACAUGGGCAUGCGGGAAGCACAGAAUUCUCAUGUCUACUGGUGGCGCUACUGCAUCCGCCUGGAAAACCUCGACAGUGAAGUUGUGCAGCUCCGGGAACGGCACUGGAGGAUAUUCAGCUUGUCGGGCACGCUGGAAACUGUCCGUGGCCGGGGAGUCGUGGGGCGAGAACCCGUCUUGUCCAAAGAACAGCCGGCCUUCCAGUACAGCAGCCACGUCUCCUUGCAGGCAUCCAGCGGGCACAUGUGGGGCACCUUUCGCUUUGAGCGGCCCGACGGCUCCCAUUUUGAUGUCCGGAUCCCCCCCUUCUCCCUGGAAAGCAAUAAGGAUGAGAAGACACCCCCUUCUGGCCUCCACUGGUAGAGCAGUCUUAGGAAGCCAGCUGCCCCCAUGCCCCUCUGGACAGUUCUCCUCCUGUAAACCCUGACUCCUCAAGGGCUGAAACUAGUUCUAGGUUUUAAAGAGAACGUUCCUCCCACCCCCAUUUCUGCCUUUAAGAGCUGCUGAAACGUGGGCUCAUUUGGACUUUGAGAUGAGUUGACUUGGCAGUCUUCAUCCUCCUGCCACAGGCCUCCGAACGUGGGACACGUAGAACAAAGCUGCUGUGGACAGAACCCGCAAAGCUCUCUGAAGGUGUUGUGUGGACUCUUCCUGUUGCGAGGUGGUGUUUCUAUACUCAAUAAACCGGCCUCCCUGUUGCAGCUCCA